AUGGCUAAUACUAGACGUUUACUGGUAUUAAAAUUAAUAGCUCCUGCUCUUGCAAAAUUUCCACCUUAUACAGGCCAAGAACUACUUGAUAAUUACUUGAAUAAAGUUAUUCAAUCAUGGGCAUAUCUUGAAGGGCAUAUAACAGUUCUUGAGAAUGCAAAUGCAGGAAAUUUUGACAAUGCAAUCAAGUGUAAUAUUUUAAAAUCUAUGAUGGGUGGAAAAUAUGUUCCAGUACUAGCAAAUAAUAAUCUUGAAAAGACAGUUGGAAAUCAGCAAUCAGCUAUACAAAGAUUGACUCAAGAAAAAUACCAACCUUAUGAUACUCCAGAUACUUAUGAAGCUAGAGUUCGACCACUAUUAUUAGGAGUGGCAGACAACAACGUGCAACAUGCACCAAAUUUGAAUGGUCAAGUUUCUCAACAAUCUUCCUAUAACACCAAAAUAAUAGAAGCUCCUAUAAUUCUGCAAUCAGUAUUUCCUAUACCUAAUACACAAAAAAUGAUUGAUGAGGUAUUAGCGAAACAAAAAUCCAAUUAUGAUGCUGAAAUAGAAAAAUUAAGAAAGGAAGUUCAAUCAUCAAAAGCACAGAAAACACAGACACCAGUUUUACAAACCUUAGAUAAAUAUUUAAAUGAUUUAGAUAUAUAUAGUAAAGAAGAUUUAGAUUCAAAUUAUUUUAAAAAACCUUUUCAAAGAUCUCCAACUAUCCACCCCGAAACAUAUGAUCAGUUAUUGUCUAAGCUUUCACCAGCAAUGCAAAAAAUGUGUCAGUCUCAUACAGUUCAGAAAAAAGAAUCAGAUAAGUGGUUUUCAUCUCUACAAUACCUAAAUGCUAGUAUAAAUGAUUUAUCUAUUUCUGAAUCAUUUUUAGAUAAUGAAAGUGAAUUCGGAGCCUUGAAUGAUGCAACAAUUAAUGCUCUCGGAUGGAAAGCUGACAAGCCAUCUGACUUUGAUAUAAAAGGUAACUCUAAACAUAUCACUAAAUCAUUGGGAUGGUUUACAGAUAUGCCAGUUAGUAUAAAAGAUAAGAAUGGUAAAACUGUUACAGCUACUGGAAAUUUUACACAUAUUGAUAAUGGUGAACCUAAACCAAUGUUAUGUUUAGGUAUGACAUGGAUUCGAAAAGUUCAAGAUAUUCUUGAUCCGAAUAAAAACCAAUUCCAAAUGAAAUUACAUGGUAGGUCUUUUAUUAUCCCAACUUUUAGCAAGACUCCAGAAGUUUCACAAAGUAAGAAUGCUAUCAUAUCUAAGGAUCUGGUCCAAGUAUCUACUAUCUCAUCUAGCUCGACUACUUUAAAAGCAGGUAAAGUUCUUGCUAAAAGAUGUUCUCAGCUUACUGAGACAAAGAUGGGAGCAUAG
This is a messenger RNA of Cetraspora pellucida, 1359 nucleotides long. NCBI's taxonomy places the organism in Eukaryota, Fungi, Glomeromycota, Glomeromycetes, Diversisporales, Gigasporaceae. The record is from the annotation of a GenBank genome assembly.